Molecule: messenger RNA, 600 nt
Organism: Dibothriocephalus latus
Lineage: Eukaryota; Metazoa; Platyhelminthes; Cestoda; Diphyllobothriidea; Diphyllobothriidae
Source: the annotation of a GenBank genome assembly
AUGGUCCAGCCUGGUGACAUUGUCUGUGACGAUACGCCUGCCGACGUUGCGGACUAUCGGCCGGCACAGACAAAUCUAGUGCGAGUGGCCCGCAUAGGCGGCCGACAAGAUUUGUUGUGCUUCCGGGAGAAGGAGCCGAUACGAGAACUGCCUCAGCCACCACCGCGUUGUCAGUGGCCAUAUCUUCUGCAGCACCAUCUCAACGAUCUGGCUAGGGAGGCCGCCCGCGAGGACUACACCUAUCGCCUGCCUGCCUAUAUCGAGAAGAAGCCCAUCCGAUACCAGAAACUACCCACCAAGAUACCCCAGACUUCACCACCACCGCUACCAAAGAAGAUCAGAUGGAUACCGGGGAAGUUGCCUGAGGACCGAGCUGGUUACACAGACUACAACAAACGUCUACACAAGACCGAGUACUCGGGUUUGGCAUUUCCGGAUUUGAAGGAACUGAGCGAUCAACCUGAAUCUAUGGCGGCUCUAUUGUCUCAGAAGUAUACCUCGGACUACGACGAAUACCGCAAGCAGUGGCGAGAGGUAAAACACUUGAUGCAACCUCGCAGUACGUGCAAGCCCAUAGCACCCAAGCGGAUCUCCGUAUAG